Prosopis cineraria is the source of this 1844-nucleotide messenger RNA. RefSeq names its product transcription factor MYB61-like. The record is from RefSeq and is a predicted model, not a curated record. Bases 183 to 1487 code for a protein of 434 amino acids. Gene Ontology annotation, biological process: regulation of stomatal movement. NCBI's taxonomy places the organism in Eukaryota, Viridiplantae, Streptophyta, Magnoliopsida, Fabales, Fabaceae. The transcript is spliced from 3 exons.
AUAUCAUAUAUAUCCCCUCAUUCUCUCUGAUAUAUCCUCUUUAUCACAGUGCAUCAUCCUUGAGCUUUGGUUGCUCAGUGCCACUCUUGUGCUGACAUUUUCCCCUAGGAAUCGUCAAGAAACUUUCUGUUAUUGGAAAAGGGAUAUCAUUCCCCUCAUUGUAGAGGUGGGGCUAUCUGCCAAUGGGGAGGCACUCUUGCUGCUACAAGCAAAAGCUUCGCAAGGGUCUCUGGUCCCCUGAAGAGGAUGAGAAGCUCCUCAGGCAUAUCACUAAGUACGGCCAUGGCUGCUGGAGCUCUGUUCCUAAGCAAGCAGGCUUGCAGAGAUGUGGAAAGAGCUGUAGGCUGAGGUGGAUCAACUACUUGAGGCCUGAUCUGAAGAGAGGCACAUUCUCACAGGAAGAGGAAAACCUCAUCAUUGAGCUUCAUGCAGUUUUAGGGAAUAGAUGGUCUCAAAUUGCAGCGCAGCUUCCGGGGAGAACGGACAAUGAAAUAAAGAAUCUGUGGAAUUCAUGCCUCAAGAAGAAGCUGAGGCAAAGAGGGAUAGACCCUGUUACCCACAAACCACUGUCCGAGGUUGAAAAUGGAGGUCAGGACAGAGAUGGGGAGAAAGUUGCAGCACUUAGUUCCAAUGAACUGAACCUGCUGAAAUCAGAAAGCUCCAAGUCCGAUGGAGCUUCCUAUGAGCAGAAACCUUGUUCAAGUAUUGCCCCUAAAGCCUAUGCACAUGACAUGGAAGGUUCUUCUUCCACCUCCAAGAUGAACACCAGAAGCAGCACUAGUUUCAUCCCCGAUUGUUCCAGUAAAGACCUGUUCCUGGACAGGUUCAUCCCCAGUAGUCACCAGGAAAGCUACACCACUUCAGAUUUGAUGACGAAUUUCCCCAUUCACAUGACCUAUAACAAUCCAUCGACUGACCCUUCUCGUUGGUUCGCUCAAACUGGAGGAAGACCAUUUGAUAUCAAUACCGAAUUUGCCUCCAGCGCCGCGUCCACUGUUUUUCCACUUUCAACCCCUUCAUUUCUCCCUACUUCUGUUUGCUAUAAGCCUUCUCUCCCAGUUCCAUCAGAUGAUAUUUCUACAGGUUCCUUCUCUGUGAAUGAAUCCCAGUACUGGGAAGCCGGUGCUUCCAACCACAGCAAUAGAAACAGCCCUUUAAACUUGCAGAACAAUAUUGUUUCUUGGGGGUUGACAGAUUGCGGCGGUACUGCUAAAGAGACUCAUCAGAUUAAUAUGAUGGAGAGUCAGACAGAAGAAGCUAGGUGGGCUGAAUAUCUUCAUAGUAACCCAAUCUUAAUGCUGGCUUCUGUACAGAAUCAAGGUCCAGAAUCCUUAUGCAACGAAGUAAAGCCGGCCUCGCAUUUGGUACCCGAUGCUUUAGGAGCUAUUUUGCCUCGCCACAAGCAGCAAGAUCAUCAAUCCUUUCAAACUUCUACUAUAUUCUCAAAGGACAUCCAGAAGCUCACUGCAGCUUUCGGACAUAUAUAGCAGACUCUAUGUUAUAGAAAUUCUCUAUUCGAGGGGGCUUCCAGAGGAUUGAUCCAUGUUCUCUUCUUGAUCAGUACACAGGUGUGCGUCACAGAUUUUGCUCUUUGUACAUAGGCCUGAUACAACCAUUCCUUUCAUCCCCUUCAUUUUGGUAAUAUUUGUGAGCCGACCCAUUUUCCCUUUUGCCUUUUUCUUUUCUUAUCCUUCUUCCUCGGGUGUGGGGUAAAUUGUAGAAUAAGGAUUGAUCUGCUGUCAUGCUGUCUGUCGUCUUUCUAUCUCAUCUUUGCAGACUCUGUGAGUGCACUGCGAUGGUAGUGCAUUUUCUAUAUCUAAGCCAACCAAAUGUUUAUUGAGGCA